AUGACCGCUGCGGCCGAAGUGCAGGCUCUGUUGCGAUUCUUGACCAAAGAUGCCCGCAUUCCAUUGGCAGAGGCUAUGCCCAAAAUCCAGGCUCUGCGGAGACAGCAACUUAAUUCGCCCGAGAACAUCUCCAAGGCCGACGAGACUGACCUCAAAACUAUCUUUGCUGAUGAGAAGGUGCUGAAGCAGGUGAUCAAUGCGGCCAAGCGCAUUUCGAAUCCCAAGAAACGCGCAGCGGCGCAGUCGAACUCCUCAACCUUGAAGCGUGCGAGGACAGAUCAAGAUCCGCUUGAUGAUGAGAUCUCUCUCGCACUACCCCAGACAGAGAUAUCCAUUGCCGAGUUAGAGAAUAUCACGAUUGAAACGAACCGCGCUCCUCUGUUCCUGGCCUUCACCAUCGCUGUCCUUGCAUACACACUCCCCGAGCAGCCUCUUUCGAGUCGUUGGAGCUUGGCACAAGCUGUCGUGAGCGCAGGUGCGCAGAGCAAAGCAAAAUACCUUGGCUUAACAAGUGGACCAACUGCGGAAGAAGAUGGCUGGGCCCAGGGCCAACCGAAAAUCAAGAUAAUGGGACGGGAAGUGGCAGUGAUGCGAAGACACGUGGCUGCCACCGCUGAAGAUGAGACAUCUACGCCCAGCGUUGCGUUCUGGGGACUUGAUCUCGAGGCCCUCCGCAAGUCCAAUGGACCUUUGAUUGCUGGUAAGGACAUCAAGAGUUCUACCGGGCCUCCUAUACACAAACCUCUUUCACCUCGAAACUACCUUCUCAAAUCCAUGGUCGUUGUCGAGUCCAGCGCUGAAGAAUCACAAAAGAAGCCAGACUCGAAAAAGAAAACCCCGAAGGAAAUGGCAAGUAAGAGAGAGGAAGCCGCCGCUAUGACUCUUAAAGCGAUCGACACUGUUUACAAGAGUUGGGCAUCCACUUUGAGCCCGGAACAGCUUGACCAGAGAGCACAGACAUGGUACACGCGUGUCCGACCGGACGUCGAGCAGGGCCAAGCCGGCUGGGGUCAGCGAGGCCAAGUGCGCCUGGCCGACAUCCUCGCUCUGAAGAAGGGAUGA
Messenger RNA from Fonsecaea multimorphosa CBS 102226, 1062 nucleotides. RefSeq lists its product as uncharacterized. NCBI's taxonomy places the organism in Eukaryota, Fungi, Ascomycota, Eurotiomycetes, Chaetothyriales, Herpotrichiellaceae. The coding region runs from base 1 to 1062 and encodes 353 amino acids. The record is from RefSeq and is a predicted model, not a curated record. The transcript has a single exon.